UUGUAGAAACAUACAUACCACAUACUACCAUUUUGGUUGAAUUAAAUAACUUUAAUAGUAUAUUCAAGUCAUGUGGUUUGUACGUAGUAGACAUUAUACCAAAACUUUAAAUUCAGGCAUAUGAACAAAAUGAAACGACAAAGAAUUGGUUUAUUUGUUAUAUAUGUUCUGUCUUUAUUUACUUUAUUUUCUUUGGUUAGAUUUAUCAAUUAUGAGUUCAUUCUAUCCAAAGUUCAAAAUAUCUUCAAUAAAAGGAGUGAUUAUUCCACCAACCAGCGAAAUGAUAUUUCGAAUCUGGCGAAUAACAGAAAUCAUGGCGGAAACGUGAAUAAGGCAUCUUAUGCGGUACACCCGAGGGUUAUUUUACAAUACGGUCGUCCUAGAACGGCAUCAACGCUGCAGUUUCAAAUUUUAUGCACUCUACUAGCUGUUAUGCAUGAACAUGAGAAAAACGCUGUUGGGUGUUAUUUCGACCCUAAACACGACAAGCAACAAUUGAAACGAUAUACAGUUAUAAAAACACAUUCUUUAAAGACGUAUGUUAACAAUUUACCUUCGGAUUCCUGGAUAUUUAUGACUUCAGGAAAUAAUCAACCUAAAAACGAUUUAAAGAUGAUUCAAAAUCUCAAUUUAACAGUUCCUUUUAUUGCAGAUUUGUCUAUGGCAAAGAAAUUAGGUCAUUUGAUGGUUUAUAAAUACCAGACAAUAUCUAGAAUACCAGACGAACAAAUGCAGCACGUUGUUGAAUACUUAAGAUACUGGGAUAUACUUCGCUUAUGCUGUGGAACACAAAUGUCCAAAACCUUGCAAACUUAUCUUAUAAAUAAAACUCAUGAUGCUUACAGGCAGUCCUCAUGUAAAAGUCAUAACAUAAGUGAAAUAGAAACGCUUGUUAUGAAAACACAAAUAUUUAGGACUUUUUCCCAUGAUGAAUCAAUCCAAGAUGUAAUCGGAAAACCUUCACAGAUAGAUGGAGAUUUAAAUGGGAGCUAUUGUCAACGUUGUAACGAAAUAAUAUCUAAAGGAAGAAUACCUAGGAUAGAUGAGGCAUGUAUAUAAUAAUCAAGCAGUGGAAGUUUCGCGGAUGCUCCAAUAAUGUUACUUAUUACAUACUCAUUUUUAUUCCCCGUUUAGUUACACUGGUACCGAAAACGUCAAUAUUUUUUUCAUACACUGACGUCUGAGUUUCUUAUCGGGUGCAUGACUUAAUUCAGUGUGUGUUGUUGCGCUAUUAUUUUCUAUUUAGUUCAGUGUUGUCAAUCCUAUUCAGGCUAUUGAACAUAUUUAUUAUAUUUACAUUGUAUUUGUACGUGUACAUGCGUAAGUUAUAAAAAGGUUAUUAUCUUUUCAUCGGGAAAUAUGCAUUCGUUCUUCAGCGGAAGAAUAUUGCGCUCCUAAAGUAUUUUUAAAGGUAUUUCUUAUAUAAUUCUACUAAUAAAUAGAACAGAAAUCUCUCCUUCAACUGAUAAUAACCAACAUUGACUCCGCGGUAAAACUGCUUUCCAAUGCCUAUAGUGUCGAGAGCGGACUUGAAACCAAUCUAACUGCUUAAUGUUUACAGUUCAACUUCAUGAAUCAAUAUUGUUCAAAGGAUAUACAAAGUCGUCCGUUACUUACCGAUUCUCCGCCUGUGGUAAGGUGAUGACAACUCUGUUGCUCUUAAUCACAGAAGUUAGCAUCGCUAAUUGGGCAUCCGUUGUUGCAUCUUGUUAACGUUUAGGGUAUGGGGGACUAAAUUAGACAUUCUGGAAUAUAACGAAUCCACCUGUAUGACAUAGACGUUCCGAUAUGACUUAGACUACCCCACCAGUUUGUGUUAGUCGAUCGAGAAUGACUUACCUGCCUGUCUGGUUUAGACUUCCCAGAAUGACCUAAUAGCCUGUCUGAGUUACAGAAAGACUAACCGCAUGUCUGUGUUAGACGAUCUAGAAUGACUAAUCCUUCUGUUCUGAUUUAGACGUUCGGGAAUGACUAAGUUAGACGUUCAGAAAUGACUAAACCGCCUGUCAGAGUUAAACGUUAAACGUGACCACCCCUACCUGUUUUAGGUAUUGGAAUGAUUAAUCCUUCUGUUUGAGUUAGACCUUCUGCAUGGACUUACCCAUCUGCCUGGUUAGAUGUUCCAGAUUAACUUACUGGAUUUGACGUUCCAACAUGACUAACACGCCUGAUCCGAGUCGGCUAACAUGACUUUUGGGAUAUACUGGCUAGUGUCAGAAACUGUGUUAGACUCUCCGGAACAGCUAAUUUUCAACCAGAGGUACUCGGUUGGCCUAUGGGCAAUGCUGUAGUGUUAGAGAUUUUUACAAAUGUGUUUAACAAAUUUGCCGUUAUAAAUUGUUUGACAUUAUUAUACCCUUUGGAAAAUUUUGUACUUUUUUUUGUUUAAUUUGAUUGCUUUAGUCUUACUCACAUGAUAAUACAAUUGAUUCAUCAUUCUUGUGAACAUAAGCAUAUUUCAUCGGAGAACCAAAUCAGAUGUCCAGAUUGCUAUGGCGUGGAUUCCAAAGUUUACAUUUUUGUGCAAAUAGCAAAUAGCAUCGCGAGUAAAUACCUUCAUUUGAAUUGUGUUAGUUUAAAGUUUAUUUUUUGCACAGCAUGCAUAUGUUAACAAUAGAAAUGGUUUAUAUGACUGACUUCCACAAUCUGCAUGGUCAUAUACCAUAAACAAUACACAAAAUUUAUUACGUCCAUUUUUUCUUUUAUUAACUUUACACAUCGCGAGAUAUCAUCAUCUUCUUGGUAAAUGUUUGAUUAAGAACGAAAUACUAGGUCCCAGAAAAGUGUGACGGUGUGGCAAUAUAGGCGAAAAGUUUGCUUGAAAAAUUCAUACUCAGUAAUGCUCUCUCCAUCUUGUACAUGUCAAUCAGGUAUUACACGAAUAUUGAACAAUUAUAAAGAAAAGUUUCAAGUAAUAAACUAGGCUAUACAUUACUAUUGACUCUCCCUAUUUUGAAGUUGUACUAGAAUCUGAAAAUUUAUUUCCGUACUUAGUGAUAUAGAUAUAGCGAGGCUAUCAAAGUUAACUCAUGCUAUAAUGUUGCAAUGAUGUAAGUGUAUUGCAGUCUUAAACUGGAUGACAUUGAUCAAAUACGUAUAGUUAAAAACUGUUUUAAUAGCUGCAUAUACGUAUUUAAAACCCUUUUAGUGUGUUAAGGUAAUAUCAGAUUGAUUUGCGGUCCUAAUAAUGGAAAAUUUGUGUAUAGAAAACCGAGUUUUAACGUUAUGUUUUUCAUGGAAAGAGGUUAUACGUCUGCGGAGUAUUUACACUAGGGCGUAGCCUGAGUAAGUUAUCCUCAGUGCUUAUAACCGAUUGAAUGUUUUAAAUUUAGUUAAUAACGAUCUUGCUGUAAAUCAUUUCGAUUCUAAUAUGGCCUUAAUCUAAACCAGCAGAUAAAAUAUAAUAAAGCUCUUUCUUGGUUACAACAAAACCAUGACCUCAACGCCUGUUAAGCGUAUUAGAAUAAACAUUUCAAUAUAUUAAUUAAGAGUGUCCUUUCUUAUUACAGCACAUUUGAUUCAUUUUUAUUGGGUAAAUAUUCGUUACUGGUAUACAAGCUGUAUUUAAACAUUAAUGUUUCUGACUAUGAAAGAAAUCAUAACAAAUUAGCACUGAUACAUUGUUAUACGAUUUAUCCGUAAACAGCAAUUUAUCAAUUUUCCAUUUGUCGAAAUUUCCCGUCCUGUUCUAAAGCAGGAAGUAUAUUCAAACUUCUACAAUACAUAUUUUCACUGUAUAAACGGAAUCAUUCUGCUACGAAGUUUGUUUAAUGUUUAUAUAACACACCGCUAUUCAAAAGGACUGUCAAGUUCAGAUUUAUAUAGUGAUACAUUACCUUUGAUAUGAGAAUAAACUGCCAGAAAUAAGCUCCUUUACUGCAAACUACAUUUGACUACUUAUUCAGCAUUCUGACACAGAUGUGAUAUUUCAAAAUUUUGAUAAUUCAAGGGCAUCAGUUUCAGAGAUAUAGCCAAGAUAACGAGCUAACAAACAGUUUGACUAAUUAACUGAUCUGACUGUCUUAUUGUAAUUUGAAGUAGCUGAAGGGCCAUAACUCAAGUGACUUGGAAAAUCCAUCUGCCAGACCUAGCAUUAUCAAUUUUUGCCAUUUUUAAUAAUUCAAUAGAGAAAAGUGGAAACUUCACAGGUCACUCAACACGACAAAAACGAAAAUGUUGCAGGCUCAAGCCACUGGAACAACACAGAAGGAUUAUCAAACUCAGCGGACAUGUAAUUCACAUAAACAUAGUGAAUAUGUUUGUUUAACAUUUUAAAAGAACUACUCAGAUUUUAGUUUGUAAACUUUAGAAAGUUUGAGAAACUCAAUGGCCAUAACUCCAGGGAAACAUCGCCAAGGCAUUGUGCCUAUAAACAUCGUAACCGAAUUUCGUGAACUGCAACUUUUUGUGAACAUCGCCUAUCUCCCGUUGCAAGGGAUCCCAUCAUAUGUCUCAUUUUACGGCCGCAUAAGACACGUAUAGAUUUUGAAAAUCCUACUGUUAGUGUGUUAAAUACAAACUACUUGAAUGUCUCUAAUUUUGAAUAAAACUAUGCAUCUCUGGAACCCUAGUUAUGUAAGAAAUGAUUUUGUUAGUUUCGUUUUUUAAUAAUGCAUAUAAAUGUAGAAGGACAUAAUCCUGUGUACCUCAAUUUAACAUGUUUGUACUAAAUGACAUAUGUAUGCAAUUGUAUUCGGAAUAUGAUCAUGAAUCAAAUACUCCCAAAACAGUUUUUAGCAUUACAAUCGCCUGCACUAUUCAGCACCGUCAUUUGCAUCUGAAUAUCACUAAACAAAUAUCAAAUAUAUGUCCAAUAUGAUGCAUAAAGUUAAAUUCACAAUUCUUUAGAGUUUUUGCAAUGUUUCAUUUUUUUAUGGAUACUGUUGUACCGACGGUGAUUACUCUCAGCAAUCAUCUAUGCGGGGGUAGUUAUAUAGUAAGUCAUUCUCUGUAUCCGUGAACAGUUAUGUUGUGAAUUUGUGUUUGGUCUGUCCUUCCUGAAAUUAUAAAAUCAGUAAUAUUACAAUAAAAUAUAAAUAUGAAUAAAACCUAUAAAUGUUGCACUUGCCAUCUUUUAAUUUUUCAGCGUUAUUUUUAAUUUCAUGUUUGAAAACGUAUCACCCUUGAAAACUGAAGUAUACUAAACACACAAGCAUACUAAACAUAAUCUUUAAAAUUGUGCAUAGUAUCUAAAAUUUUUGGUGUAGCAAAACUAAAUUGUCUGCCUAUUGUCCAGAUUGCCUUUUUAUAAAGAACGCAUCAUAAUAAAGAACCUGCGUAUCACUCAAUUUUCCAAAGUAGUAGUAGAAAAAUCUUCUUUUUUUUUUUAAUGUACAGCAGAACCAACUUUUUGUGACGACCGAAUGUCGGCCAGACACUGACUGACAGACAGACGCACGGAAAAUGCAAGGAAAUGAAACACGAAAUAAGAGUUAUAAUAUCCUGAUAGUUUCAUAACUAACAUGUUUUUACUAUAACAUCUUUUCAGAACUGACAUACAGACAAAUUAAUAUACGAACGAACGGCCAUAUAAAUUCACAACAUUCCGUCUACUUGUCAAAUGCUAUUAGCUUCAUACACUUUCAGUGACGCAUUGUGAUUAUGUUGAAUUACGUAAUUCUUUUUAGUAUGGCAGUGACCUUUUGACCUCGGGGUCAGGGAGCUCUGCAUGACACAUCAUCUUUGUAUAAGUGACAUUUAUGGCAAGUUAUAUUAAGAUCUCUUGGUAUAUGGUUGAGUGUUGGGGUGGAAAGAGAAAAAUCCUGUUGCCAUUCUAUCGAAAAGUGACAUUUAUUUAAAAUAUGUUGAAUUUGCGCAUAACUCCUCCUAACGUUAUGGAUACUGUUUGUGCUAGUUGAUAUUAAAAUACCUUGAUGAAAAAUUGAACUAACAAGGAAUGAUUUUACCUUUAGGUGUGAUCUUGAGCUACACUUCAUGGUGUCGUGUCGAACCUAGGUAACAAUAAUUUCUCAUGAAGGUUGGUUGGUUAUGUACCAGACUUUUUACAACAAUACUGAGUAUUGAUCUCCAGGUUCGAACUUUACCUUUGAGCUUGGGGUCUGAAUUUUGCGCAUGUAAGGAUAUCUCAUUAUAGGUAAAUUUCAUGCCUAGAAAUAUUAUAACCCAUCUGUAGAAUGCAGAUUAUUGACCUAACAUAAAGAGACCCAGUUUGCACCAAGAAAAUCCUUGCCUCUAAGUGUAUCCUUGACAUUUAAAUUCUGUAUUUGAAGAUUGCGUAUGACACAUUUCUAAUGGGAAACAUUUUUGCCAAGUAAGAUAAAAUCUCUUGAUGAAUGGUAAAGGAAGAAAAAACACGUUGACCUUUAAUCCCAAGUGUUACCUAGAAAUUUGGAGUUGCACAUGUAGUAAAGUCAACAAUUUAUUUGUGGGAACAUUUGUUUCGAGUGAUAUCUUUUUUUUUCUGUUAAUUGGAAAUCGUGUUCAGUCGCAAUGCCAAUUUGACCUAGAAAAGCA
This is a messenger RNA of Mercenaria mercenaria, 6474 nucleotides long. RefSeq lists its product as uncharacterized. The transcript has 2 exons. Bases 121 to 1059 code for a protein of 312 amino acids. The record is from RefSeq and is a predicted model, not a curated record. NCBI's taxonomy places the organism in Eukaryota, Metazoa, Mollusca, Bivalvia, Venerida, Veneridae.